ACAAGGCGAGCGAGGAGCAGCCGAUCUGCAGUUCCACAAAAGGGAAGAAAUAUAAUGGCACCAGGAGACUAUCAGGAAGAAGAUUCUGUCUAUUUCAAUGUAGGAGGCUGGUUCUUUUCAAUUCCAAAGUCAAAACUUUUACAGUUCCGUGACUCAGUAUUGUGGCAAGAAGCUUCCAGUCUUCUUCAUUCUGAUGAUGCCAGACUUUUUAUUGACCGAGAUGGAUAUACUUUCCGCCAUGUUCACUAUUAUUUGCAUACAUCAAAGCUGUCUUUCUCUUGCCUUUCUGAAAUUAGUUUGUUGUACGAGCAAGCUACAUCAAUGUGUCUAACACCUCUGCAACAGGCUUUGGAUAAUUUGAAAGAAAAUAAACAUCAUUUGCGUGUACGACAUGAAGAUGUACCAGUCACUCAAAGAGCCUAUAGGAAUUACUGGAGAACAAGAUGUAACAGUAAACCUUCAGACUUUCAAAUUAAAAGUCCAGCAUUCACAGGUUUAACUGAUAAAGCUCCAUUAGGAUUGAUAGAUACGCCCCUGUUGGAUACUGAAGAAGAGGUGCACUGGUAUUUUCUUCCUUUAGAUCUUGUGAAGAAAUACCCUACUUUAAUCAAUGAAGAUAAUUUGCUGUGGUUGUGUGAGGGAGUUGUCCUAAUAGGAAUUGACUGGAGUAAUUUUCGAUAUAUAGCAAAUUUCCUUCUGACUGGCAAACUUAUUCUUCCUGACAAACCUUCAGAAACUGAAAUUCUUCUGAAUGAAAUGGAGAUGCUUCAAAUUCCAGAGCUCAUCAAAGCUGUGAAAUCAUACAGGAGAGACAGGGCAGGUAAUUCCAAAGAUGUCUCUAUUCCUGGCAAUUCUGUGCAUCAUUCUGAAGUGGGUUGUGACGCUGUAGGCGCUAUGGCAAGCAAGCCAUUAUAUGUCCUUGUCCUGGAAUUAUUAGUGAAGUACCCAGAUUCAGCAUUAGGACAGCUUUGCAUUGAAAGCAGCCUUAAUGGGAUGAAACUAUAUAUUUUUGGCAAUGGAGUUCUUUUUAAACAUGUCAGGAGCUGGUUAGGGACAUGUCGUUUACCUUUCACUGAAGAUAUGUCUCAAAUGUGUGCAGUUUGUGUUUAUCUGGACCAACAUGACAGCCUGUAUCAGCCAAUUAAGGAUGCCAUGCAACUUUAUCUCCAGAAAAGAAGAAAGGAGUCACUUGAAUCAAGAUUGCAGAUAAGUACCUCAAAUGACAGUUGGAUUGCUGAUGUCGACAGCCAUACACUUCUUCAGAUUGUGAAAGUUUAUGUAGGAAAUUAUUGGUACGCCACUUACCUGAAUACCUUCCUGAAGUAUCCUGAACUACUGUAUAAUCGAAACAAAGCACAAUGGAUUACAUAUGGCAAGACGCUUUUCAUCAUUGGAGAUGGUCAGAUGUUUAGGCAUAUUAUCAACUUCCUGCGAUUCGACAAACUGUAUAUUCCAUCAGGAUUCAAAGAAUGGCCUUUACUUUGUCAAGAAAUAGAAGAUUGUAAGAUUCCUGCACUUACUGAAGCCUUGCAAAAUUGUGAACAAUACAGAAUUUGGUAUGCAGAAAAUAAGAAGACAAUUACAGCAGAAGCAGUUGAUGUUCCUGUAGAAACAUCAAAGUCAAUUUCAUCCAUGGACCUGCAUGGAAGCUUAGCAGAAAAGGGAAAUGUGUUAAGUAAUUUUAUACAAAAGGUAUCAAUGAUCCAAUUAUUUAUGUAGGGCUCUCAGUACCAUUAACAGUGGUGUUAACUGUUCAGGCUAAUAAAAUGGCUUCUCUGUAUUUUAUAAUGAAAUGGCUUCUCUGUAAUGCUGUAAUGGGAUUCUGUGUCUCGUAUGUUUGGGUUAUGGUUCUGAUAAGGGGAAAAAUAACCAAUGGAGAAUUGGUAAGCUAUCUUGUCUGUGUAAGCUGAGUGGGAGUUCACGGGCUUUUUUCGGGAGGCGAGCGAGGAGGACGGACAUGCAUGGAGCGGGCAGCGGUUCCAGAGCGACGGAUACUGGACGCCGGUGGUUCAGACAGUGGCUGAUGGCUCGGAAGGUCAUUGUGGAAGGAACCGGAGGUGUGAGCUCCAACGUAUUAAAAUACAUACACAAACUGACAAUGAGGAAAUCUGCAGAUGCUGGAAAUUCAAACAACAACACACACAAAAUGCUGGUGGAACACAGCAGGCCAGGCAGCAUCUAUAGGGAGAAGCGCUGUCAGCAAUUACUUUGGUGCCUUUAGGUUAUCUGUUUCUA
Messenger RNA from Hypanus sabinus (Atlantic stingray), 2235 nucleotides. RefSeq names its product BTB/POZ domain-containing protein KCTD19-like. The coding region runs from base 55 to 1719 and encodes 554 amino acids. Gene Ontology annotation, biological process: protein homooligomerization. The transcript is spliced from 11 exons. The record is from RefSeq and is a predicted model, not a curated record. NCBI's taxonomy places the organism in Eukaryota, Metazoa, Chordata, Chondrichthyes, Myliobatiformes, Dasyatidae.